AUGAAUAUUGCGCCCAUUACAUUGCGCGAUAAUUCCAACAAUUCACAAGGCUGCCUCUCUACCAUUUUCAUACCUCGUGAUUUUGGCCAUCUUUUUCAGAGACCCAGCCUACUUGAUUCACUCACACACCCAUGCACUACACUCUCAGAGUCAUCUAUAGUCCCACAGUCCUAUAGUCCCAACAUUAUAGAAGUCGAUGUUCUUGAAGACUAA
Messenger RNA from Blumeria graminis f. sp. triticale, 213 nucleotides. NCBI's taxonomy places the organism in Eukaryota, Fungi, Ascomycota, Leotiomycetes, Helotiales, Erysiphaceae. The record is from the annotation of a GenBank genome assembly.